UUGAAGAGCAGUGAGGAAAAAUGGCGUCGGUGAUGCUGAAGAACGUUAGGGUUCCAGCGAACUCAGCGAGUCUGGAAGAGGCUCGGAGUCGGACCUUCGAUUUCUUCAAGAUGGUUUGCAGAUCCAUACCAAAAAUCAUGGAUAUCUACAAUCUCGACGACGUCGUUACCGUCUCCCAGCUUCGCUCCAUCAUCGCCUCUGAGUUCCGCAAGAACUCCCACGUCACUAACACUAAGGUGAUUGACAUGCUUCUCUUCAAGGGCAUGGAAGAGUUCAGGAAUGUUGUAGAGCAUUCAAAGCAACGUCACCACAUCAUCGGGCAAUAUGUGCUGGCUAGGGAACAUCUUGUGCAGGAUGCGGGCGCCAAGGACCAGGGCAUGUCUGAAUUCCUAAAGAAUUUCUAUAGCAGCAACUACUUUUGAAGCCUUUCCAGUCUGUUAUGAAUUCACCUCAUGUGUGGUUUUGCUUUUGGAUGUAGACUCCAAAUAAAUAUGAUCUCCAAUUUGUAUUGUAACUUACUGUUGGAUAAUGAUCAGUUAUUAUUUGUCUCAGGGCAUUUGAAGACCUUGAUGUUGUCCAAAACAGGCUCUUUUGCAGAAAAUGAAAUGAGGAAAUUGUGUUUUAUGAUAUCA
Messenger RNA from Vitis riparia (riverbank grape), 632 nucleotides. Its product is annotated as NADH dehydrogenase [ubiquinone] 1 alpha subcomplex subunit 6-like. The coding region runs from base 21 to 422 and encodes 133 amino acids. The record is from RefSeq and is a predicted model, not a curated record. Gene Ontology annotation, biological process: response to oxidative stress. NCBI's taxonomy places the organism in Eukaryota, Viridiplantae, Streptophyta, Magnoliopsida, Vitales, Vitaceae. The transcript has 2 exons.